Messenger RNA from Clonostachys rhizophaga, 1068 nucleotides. NCBI's taxonomy places the organism in Eukaryota, Fungi, Ascomycota, Sordariomycetes, Hypocreales, Bionectriaceae. The record is from the annotation of a GenBank genome assembly.
AUGCAUCCCGUCUCUCCUUCGUCGGUGUCGCAAGCGGAUACAUUGGGCACAUCGCCCUUCCAUGACCAGGACACCCUCAAAGAGGUCUAUGCCUCCCCGGACGCGCACUAUCUAGGCACGCCAAUCAACCGGGACCCGCCGCCAACUUCAUACUAUCGCUCCGACGACUUCCCUGAGGUCAAGCCUUCAGAAGACUUGGAAGUGUCUCACAAGCCUGCCAAGUUUGCUGGUGGCGACUACUACGCUCCCCGCGGAGGAGAUGGCGAGGGAAAGAUCGUGGUGGGCCGAGACGAAGCGCCAUUACCGCCUACGCCUCGCAAGGACUGGAAGAAAAGUUGGAAUGUUAGGAUUUUACUAGUCAUCGGCGGUAUCCUUAUCAUUCUCGCAGUGAUUCUCGGAGCGGUCCUGGGUUCAAGGGCCGCGAAUAAGGGCAGCAACGGCGCCGGCGCAGACGGAGCAGCAACUACAUCAUCAGGGGCAUUGGCAACAGCAAGCUCAAUGACUGUAACAACGAUACAGACUGGCAGCGUCACAACCACAGCCUCGGUGUCGCCGGCUACCAAGACACUAGAAAGUGUUGCGAUCCCCGAAGCAUCUGCCUUUGAUGUCGGAAGGUCGUACAACGCAAGCUUCACGCGAUACGGGACAAACGACGGAACUGGCGGUAGCAACUGCAAUGUGGCGCUGAAUGGCUGCGGCUUUUAUAGCAAGCCUGGGUAUGCUGCCGGCGUAUCUCAAAAUUUGUACGGCACUGGCCCCGGCAAGGGCAAGGGCCCGGCAUGCGGCACAUGCUGGUUUCUCGAGACAUUCCGAGAUGCUUCUGGCAACGAAUUGAAAAACAACAUCACCGUUAUUGUCAACGACCUCUGCCCAGCAACUGCUGGCAGCGUUUGCCGCCAAACGAGCCUUUCCGACCUCAACUCGUGGGACACCCAAGUUGACUUCAACUUAUGCACAGAUUCUGGUGCAUCGGACGCCAUGUUCGGAGCCAACAGUGGUAUUGGCUUGGCAGUAGGAAGGGCGACGAGAGUCGAUUGCAAGUCCUGGUCGGGCGAGAUACAGAGCUAG